GCAUGUGGUUGAAUCUGCGCAGUAACUGUAAACGGGGAAAACAGGCCACUGAUCCGCCCUCUUCUCGCCGUCGGAUCUUUAUUAAGAACCCACGCGCGUCAAAAUCUGCGCAACAUUUGCGCUCCCUCCAGAGGGCGGGAGAAGCCGGCUGCGACCGCGCUCAAAAGCGUCAUAACGCUCCUCAUCUCUCUUUCUCUCUCGAUCCUGCUGUCUUGAGUUGAAAACUAGGGCAUUAGGAAUAGCUUGGCAGGCACAAUGGGCGUCUCUCCGGCGCAACUAGUCUCCGAUAUCGGCAACCGACUUGCCCAGGAUUCUCGUCCAAACAAGGAUUUUCUCGUCAAAUCCCUCCGACAAGCAGCAAGUGCUUUGUCAGAAUUAGAUCAAUCGUCAUCACUGAAAUCUGCCAUAAGACCCUUGAGUGCCUCUUUGGUGAAGCGUGUUCUGCUUCAGCAUAAAGAUAAAGAUGUCAGGCUUUUAAUGGCCAUAUGCUUAAGUGAAAUUAUUCGUAUUCUGGCACCUGAACCACCGUUUAGUGAUAACAUAUUAAGGGACAUUUUUAAACUUAUUGCGUGUGUGUUUUCUGAGCUGGCUGAUACCACGAGCCCUUAUUUCUCGAGGAGAGUUAAAAUAUUAGAGACUAUUGCUGAGCUGAAAUUUUGUUUUCAAAUGCUGGAUAUUGGCUGCGAUGAUCUAGUUCUUGAGAUGUUUAAUAUUUUCUUCUCAGUCGUGAGGGAACAUCAUCCACAAGGCGUAAUUAAUGCAAUUUUGUCUAUAAUGACACUCAUUCUAAAGGAGGAAGUUUCUCAGCCACUCUUGGAGGUGAUUUUUCGGAAUCUCCUGAAGGAGGGAAAGGGUGCACCUCCUGCGUCUUCACAUCUUGCAAUUUCUGUCAUUAAAAAUUGCACUGAAGAGCUGGAACCUUUUGUUCGUGGGUUUUUAACAUCUUGCAUUUUAGACAAAGAUGCUGUAGGAAGUGAGCUUAAAGACUUUUACCAUGAAAUUAUUUUUGAAAUUUUCCAAUGUGCACCUCAGAUGCUUCUUGCUGUCAUCCCUAAUCUAACUCAAGAAUUACUGACUGAACAAGUUGAUGUCCGAAUAAAGGCUGUUAAUUUAAUUGGUAAACUUUUUGCACUGCCUGAAUGCCAUGCUGCACAUGAAUAUCACCAUCUUUUUGUGGAGUUUUUGAAAAGAUUCUAUGACAAAUCGGCAGAAGUUAGACUUAAUGCUUUACAAUGUGCCAAUGCUUGCUAUAUGGCUAAUCCAUCUGGAACAAAAUCACUUGAAGUUCUGACUGCACUUGAAGGCCGACUACUAGAUUUUGAUGAUAGAGUGAGAACACAGGCUGUAACCAUUGCUUGUGAUCUUGUCAGAUCCAAUCUGAAAUAUGUUCCACCUGAUUUAAUAUCUCGAGCUGCUGAACGACUCCGUGAUAAGAAGAUAUCUGUUAGAAAGAAUGCUCUGCAGAAGUUACUGGAAGUAUAUCGAGAUUAUUGUACAAUGUGUUCUGAAGGCCACAUGACAAUUAGUGACCAUUUUGAACAAAUUCCUUGUAGAAUUUUAAUGCUGUGCUAUGAUAAAGAUUGUAAGGAGUUCAGGCCUCAAAACUUGGAGUUUGUGCUUUCAGAAGAGUUAUUUCCACCUUCUCUUUCAGUCAUGGAGAGGACAAGGCACUGGAUCUAUUUGUUCUUGCUCUUUAAUCCUGCUCAUAUGAAGGCAUUGAACUCUAUUUUAUCUCAAAAACGGAGGUUGCAAACUGAGAUGCAGAAUUAUUUAGCUCUCAGAAAAAAGGAAAAGUUGUUGCAGGAAAGUGGUUCUGAAAAAGUACAAAAUCUUAUUAAAACUUCAUUGAAGAAAAUGUCAGUAUCCUUUCCAGAUCCUUGCGCAGCAGAGGAAUGCUUCCAUAAGUUGACUCAAGUGAAAGAUAAUAACCUUUUCAACGCAUUGGCGCAAUUGUUAGAUGAACCAAAAAUCAUAAAUGCGGGGAAUAUCAGAGAUAAAUUUGUAAAAAUGAUAGGGGACAAGCAUCCGCAGUCUGAUUUUUUGCGAUCACUCUCAAUAAAAUGUUCAUUUAGUAUAUUCAACUCUGAGCAUGUUAGCUGUGUUUUAGAUCAUAUCUGUGGAGGCAGAUUUGAAGAUAAGCACUUAGAGGCACCGUCUUUCAGCAUUCUUCUGGUUAUUGUUAGUGUCUUCCCUUCUCUCUUGAGAGAUUCUGAGAAGCAGUUUCAAGAGUUAUUGGAGGAGAACCCAUUCAAUGAAAAGCUGAUUCAAAUAUUGGCAAAAGUAGGCUCUUAUACUUCUAUAAAACUAAGUGAUAUUUACCCUUCCUUGGAAAGGGUAUGCCUAGAGGGUACUCGCGCUCAGUCCAAAUUAGCUAUUUCUGCAAUUGCUGGAUUAGGGAGUGGUUCAGAGCAAUCUGUAUUCUCUGAAUUGUUUGAGAAAGUUGUGAUUUAUCUGCAUGCUGGGAAGAAUAUACCAACCAUCUUGCAGUCUUUGGGCUGUAUUGCACAACAUUCUGUUUUGGCAUUUCACAUGCGAGAUCAAGAGAUUACACAGUAUAUAAAGGAGAAAAUUUUUCAAGUGAAUAAUGUGGAACAAUCAUUCGAUCUAGCUUCAUUUGGAGAGAGUUCUUGCAAGCUGAAGAUUUAUGCUCUGAAAACUCUUGUCAAGAGUUUUUUGCCAUAUCAAGGAACUCCUGAUAGGUGUCAAGUUAUGGUAUUGCUGGAAAUUUUGUCAAAUAUGCUGAAAAAGGGUGAUGUUUUUGAUGGUACCAUCUCAUGUGAAACUGACGAGGCUAACAUCAAAUUAGCUGCUGCAAAGUCUGUCCUCCGGCUGUCUAGAAGAUGGGAUUUUCACAUUAGUCCCAAAAUCUUUCACUCUACUGUUCUGAUGGCUAAGUACUCCAUGCCCUUCGUAAGGAGAUUGUUUCUGGAUAAAACACACAAGCUAUUGAGAGAGCGCGCAAUGCCUAGUAAAUAUGCAUGUGCUUUUGCAUUGGCUGCCUCAGAUUCCCUCAAAGAUCUGCAAAAUGAUUCACUGAAAUAUAUGGCAGAAUUCAUAAGGGAACGUGGUAAAGAAGCCCGAAUCCACCAUUCCUCUGGGAAGCAAGGUGAACCAAUUACUGAUUACCCAGCAUACAUUGUGGUGUACUUGAUCCACGUUCUUGCUCAUGAUAAAGGCUUCCCAGCUGAAAAUUGCAUGGAUGAAGAAAUCUAUGCUCAGUUUUGCAGUCCACUGUUUUUUGCUUUAUGGGCCCUAGUCAAUUCUAGUUCUGUUGAUGGUGAUGUGGAUCUGGUUAAAGACAACGCCUCGCAUUUACUUAUUAUUUUCCGUGCCAUAAAACGGGCUGAGGAUGCUGUUAAUUCUCUUAGCACAACCAAGCUGCACGUUUUAGCAGAUAUAGGAAUUGCCAUCGUACAUAGUUUAAAUCAUUAUGGAAUUCCAUCAUCACAUGCCCCUGGGGUGAUUUUGCUCCCUUCAUCGUUGUAUAGAAAUGAUCUUUCCAAAACAAGUGGGGAGGAUAGUUCAAGAUGCUCUACUCAAUCUGCUACUGAUGAAAGCUUUGUUAAGGGGGUUGUUAAUAUUCUUGAACUUCGGCUGUCUCAGCCUACGAGUACCAUUGUUAAACGUGGCCGAAAUUGUCAAGGGGAUAGUUUGCAGGUAGAUGUGGCAUCCUAUAGAACACUGAACUCAUCAUUGUGCAAGAAGAUCAAUUUGUCAAUGAAUGAAACACAGGAAGAAGGCAAGAAUGAGUUUGCUCGUGGAACUGCUUCCCAUAAUUCUAUGCAGCAGGGAAUCAGCACAAAAGGAAGACGAAAGAAGGUUCCUUUUCCUUCUGCUCCUGGAUCAAUUGGUUUGCAUAACAGCAGUUCUAUGCUUUUUGAGCGCAGAAAUGGUACAUCUGUAAAUUCUGAGUUGGUGCUGGAGAAAGAACAACUUCAGUCUUCUUGUGAUUCUGUGACUACAAUGCCUUCUCUGAUGGAGUCACAAGUCUUGUCUCAGAAAUUUGAUUUAACUUCUUCUUCUUCAUUGAAAGAAAACAGCGGUCCUAGGAAAUGUAGCAAGAAUACAAACGAUCAUUCCAAAUGUGGUGGAGCUGAGUGUAAAAAUUGUUGCAGGUCGAAGGAAACAAUAGAGAAAAAUGCAGCUUCAGUUGGGCAGCAGAUCAAGUUAUUGUCCCCUGGAGAUAAUAGUUUCUAUUCUGGCGCUGAGGGGUUUGAUUCUCAAAACAAUACUCACAAGGAUGCUGUAUUCGCAGAGACUUCAAAGAAAUUCUGUUCGCUGCAUCGGGAUCCUUUGGAGAAUUCUUCUUUCAGUAGUCAAGAGGAAAAUAUUCAUAUUUUUGGAGAUGAUAUUCCACAAGAACAACAACAACAACAAAAAACCUUACCAAACGAGGGGAGAAAUUUUUCUAAUAGAAAAAUUCCUUUACCUGCAAAGGGAAAGAAAGGGCUGAGAGUUUCUGUUGAUGCAUCAUUGUCGGAAGUUGUCAAUACGAAUGAUGUUAUUGCUCGAAGAACCCGAAGCCGAAAAGUAUAGGUUUUUCUUCCUGUUAGUAUUUUUUUUCCAACUGUGCAUAUAAAAGCCUAACAAGAGUAGAAUUAGUCACAACUCAUUUGACCUGAGGAGAUAGAAAUGUUCUAGUAAUGGCCCCCUAGUGAGGGUAACGUCUAGUAACAGCCCACCUAAUUGUCUUCGGCAAAACAUGGAUGUAAUUUUUCAAUGCAGUUAAAGACAGAACGUUAUGUACAGAUUUUGCUAAUGCAAAUUUCAUAUAUGGAUGUGCUGACUUUUAUGACU
Messenger RNA from Malania oleifera, 4797 nucleotides. RefSeq names its product sister chromatid cohesion protein PDS5 homolog B. Gene Ontology annotation, cellular component: nucleus; chromatin. Gene Ontology annotation, biological process: DNA repair; mitotic sister chromatid cohesion. The transcript has 30 exons. NCBI's taxonomy places the organism in Eukaryota, Viridiplantae, Streptophyta, Magnoliopsida, Santalales, Ximeniaceae. Bases 256 to 4536 code for a protein of 1426 amino acids. The record is from RefSeq and is a predicted model, not a curated record.